AUGCCUUCAUUCGCUGAUUUAACUACUGAAAACGGUCUUGUCGAAUUAAACAAAUUUGUCAGUGACAAAACUUACAUUGUUGGUUUUGUUCCAUCAAGUGCUGAUGUCCAAGCCUUCAACUUAGUUAAAACCGCACCAUGUGCCACUAAAUACCCACAUGCUGCCAGAUGGUUCAAUACCAUUGCCUCAUACAGUGCUGCCGAACAAGGUCAAUUCGAAAAAGUUACCGAAACCGUCACUAUUGCCGCCCCAGCUGCACCAAAAGCUGAUGAUGACGUUGAUCUCUUUGGUUCCGAUGAUGAAGAUGAUGAAGAAUACGAAAGACAAUUAGAAGAAAGACGUAAGAAAGCUAUGGAACACAAAAAACCAAAGGAAACCGUCAUUGCUAAAUCUUCAAUUCUCUUGGAUGUUAAGCCAUGGGAUGAUGAAACCGAUAUGGUCGAAUUAGAAAAAUGCGUUCGUUCAAUUGAAAUGGACGGUUUAGUCUGGGGUGCCUCAAAACUCGUUGCCGUUGGUUAUGGUAUCAAAAAGUUAGUCAUCAAUUUAGUCGUCGAAGAUCUUAAAGUUUCAACCGAUGAAUUAGAAGAAAAAAUUAAAGAUUUCGAAGAUUACGUCCAAUCCGUUGAUGUUGCUGCUUUCAAUAAAAUCUAA
Dictyostelium discoideum AX4 is the source of this 651-nucleotide messenger RNA. It is a transcript of the gene efa1B, whose product is annotated as elongation factor 1b. Gene Ontology annotation, biological process: translational elongation. Gene Ontology annotation, molecular function: translation elongation factor activity. The record is from RefSeq and is a predicted model, not a curated record. NCBI's taxonomy places the organism in Eukaryota, Evosea, Eumycetozoa, Dictyosteliales, Dictyosteliaceae. The coding region runs from base 1 to 651 and encodes 216 amino acids. The transcript has 2 exons. Gene Ontology annotation, cellular component: cytoplasm; eukaryotic translation elongation factor 1 complex.